AAUGGUUAAAGGGAGACUACUCUAUUUAUUUUAAUGUCUCAUGAGUUUCGUCUCGAAUCCACAAAAAGUAGAAAAGAGGCAGCAGGUCCAAGACUAGGCUAUGUUUAAUUGACCUUUUACCCAGAAAAGUAAAUGUGAAACUGUUAAAGGAGCUAAGUCGCUAAUAUUUGGGACCUAGAAAUUGACACAAAUGGGUCGCAACGCAUACAAUAAUGUAAUAUGAAUGUAUAUAAAUUGAUUUACAUUCAAUCGUUUAUGUUUUUACUGUAAUUUCUAAUCAGUUAGGUUCGGCGAAAUACGCCAGUAUUCUCAAUCGAAUUUCAAUCUCUGGCAUCUGGUUUUUCCAGUCUAUGCCGAUAGUAUUUAUUGGGCAUGCUCUCCAGAUAAGAGUAUAGCGUCACCGUUUGACAUGACUUGUGGAAUAUGCCUAGCCUCGUUUUUCGAGUCCCUUAUUACAAAUAGCGCUGAAACGCAUUAUGGUACACGAUUCGUGUACCAAUUGUAAAAUGUUUAUUUUGUUUUAAAUAUUGGAUAUCAGAAGGCCAUUUUUUCCUGGUAAGAUCACAACAUCAAUGUUGAUUUAAAGCGACAAAUAAAUCGUGUGCUCAAUGUCGAAGAUUUUGGAUGAUAUUGAAUUAGAGACUUAGCUACUUGAAAUCUUAAUUAGAAGACGGAUGUUUUAAAUUUGUCUAAAGCAAACAACUAUUUGACGAGGACCAUGGAUUUUAAAGAUUUUAUUUCACAAUGUAAUGGACCUCUGAUAUUUAACAACAACUUGAAUUGCCCAGCUAUUGAAUGGACUCCACAAGUGUUAACAGAUCUUCUCAACAACAAGAUGAUGAAAUGUAAAAUUGGUCCAAAAAAUCCUGAAGAUACAGUGUUUGAAACUGAUUGUUUAUAUUUAAAUGUAACAUUAAGAGAUUUUAUUGACUGGUGUGAAGGAAACGUAAAAGAAUCUAACUCUUUAGCAGAAAUUGACAAGGAAAAGUUCUUUUGUUAUGUAGAUUAUAAAUAUAUGCCUGAUUUAUUUGAAGACAGUCCUGAUUUAUUGGAGUCAGUAAGCUGGGAUAGUUUUGGUUUAUGUACUCGUAAUGGUAAAGACUGUACCAUUUGGAUUGGUUCAGAAGGAGCGUUUACACCGUGUCACUAUGAUACAUAUGGUUUUAACUUGGUAGCACAGAUAUAUGGCAGCAAACGCUGGUAUUUAUUUCCACCAUCAGCCACAAAAUAUAUGUAUGCAACUAGAAUACCAUAUGAAGAAUCAAGUGUAUUUAGUGAAAUUAAUAUUAAACAACCUGAUAUACUAUAUUAUACAGAGUUUCAGAAAAGUCAACCAUAUAUUGUUACUUUAGAGCCAGGUCAAGUUUUGUAUGUUCCGAAACAUUGGUGGCAUUAUGUUGAAUGUUUAAAUACAACAGUUAGUAUUAAUACAUGGGUAGAAAUGAAAGAUGAUAAUGAAACAAGAGUAAAAGAAGCCAUUACAAGAGUGUUAAUAUCAAGUUUAGUUUCAGACUUCCAGGAAUGUUUUGAUACACAACACUGGAUCAAUCCCAAUGAGGAGGUGAAAAAUUGUCCUGUAAAUAUUGGUUAUUUACAUAAAGCUGUAACAGAUCUCAAACUAUCCACAACACAUGGUAAUCAAGAAAUGGAUAAUUUCAAACUUUUCUGUGAUAAAUUCAAAUCUCUUCAGGUCACUCCAUCAUCAGAUAACAUGUCAGAGUCUUUGGAUUUAAACAGAAAAAGACCAAAGAUGUCCUCCGAGUAUUUAAAAAAUACUGAUUCUUCUGAAACAACAAAUAAUUCUGUGAAUAUUAAACAGGUUCAGUCAUAUAGUUUUAAGGAAUAUUUAGAAUUUAUAGGUUAUUCUCAAGUGAAACUCCCAGGGAAUGAGCAACAAGAAAUAAAGGCUGAUCUUUGUUUAAAGAGUGAAACAGACUUGACUAAGCAUUUGGUGAAAAGUAUCUUGAAACCUGAAGUGAUUAAUAUUUUGACAAAAUCAUUUUUAGAUUUUAAAUAAAAAAUGUUAAUUUUUUUAUUUGAUUUUGAUCAAAUAGGGAAAAUCUGGCAUCAAAUCAUUUAUAUGCUGAUUUUCUAAAUCUAAUAAUCCCAAAUGAUUUAUAAUUAAUAAUGAUGAUUAAGUGUAGUUUAAUGGUCGAGUGCGAGAUAUUAAGUAAUAUAUUGAUAUUGCAGGAGUGCGUCCAGCAUGAGUGCUAUAUCUAUAUAUUAUGCAAUGUCUUGCACGAGACCAUUAAACAACUUAAAUACAGACACUAUCCAGCACGUGCAUUGCAAUGAAAUAUGUCACACGGGUCCAAUAUUUCAACUAGUAUAAAUAAUGUACGCUUGCCACAUUGCCACAUGUACGCCAACAUCAAAGGAUGACGUUACUUCUGUAUUUUAAUCAGAUAUAUGUCCCUUGCAGUGAGGUGUGUAUUGGAUGAAUCUGUAUUAAAAAUCAUCUUAGAUUUAAUUAAAGUUAAAUUAUACUUUAUAUCAUUUACUUCGAUUUCGAUACUGUAAAGCGAUUUUAAACCCUCUACUUUAUAUUAUUAUUAUCAGUUUAUCUAUCUAUACUAAUAUUUGUGACUGUCGUUUGUCUGUUUGUCUGUCUGUUCGCGGUUACACUAGGUCUGCCCCGAGUCUGAAAUUUGGGGUAUAGGGGUAGCUCGGACCGGGGAGUAACAUAGGCCAGGUGGCGUUAGUCUACCACUUCCGGUUUCGGGGUUAUGACCCCCGAGCGAAGCCGGGUAUCCUGCUAGUUAGGUAAUAAGAUUGAUAGUUAUAGAUUACAAUACCCUAUCUAUGUAUUAUAAACCCAACAAUAGUUAGCCAGAUUACAUGAUUGAUCUAUGGACAUUCAUUUCAUUUCAUUACUUCUGUUUUGUAUUAUUGUCAGAUUAUACCGGGAAGACAGUAAAUUAAUGUCAUAUUAUGUAUUAUAUAUUCAUAAAAUCUUUUGUUCUAUUUUACCUGAUAUUAUUUAUAAUCCAUUUUCAUGUUAAUAUAUUAUUAUAUGUAUGUAUAAAAAUGUAUAGUUGAUAUAUACUUAUUUAUAUAUCUGAAACCCUUGAGAAUGAGCAGACAGAUAGCUAAUGAUUUAUCAAACAAAGUAAAAAGUAGUUUAUUUUUUUAA
This is a messenger RNA of Patella vulgata (common limpet), 3133 nucleotides long. Its product is annotated as HSPB1-associated protein 1. Bases 719 to 2017 code for a protein of 432 amino acids. NCBI's taxonomy places the organism in Eukaryota, Metazoa, Mollusca, Gastropoda, Patellidae. The transcript has 8 exons. Gene Ontology annotation, molecular function: 2-oxoglutarate-dependent dioxygenase activity. The record is from RefSeq and is a predicted model, not a curated record.